Engraulis encrasicolus (European anchovy) is the source of this 6137-nucleotide messenger RNA. It is a transcript of the gene slc4a4b, whose product is annotated as solute carrier family 4 member 4b. Bases 419 to 3655 code for a protein of 1078 amino acids. Gene Ontology annotation, biological process: monoatomic anion transport; transmembrane transport; bicarbonate transport. Gene Ontology annotation, molecular function: solute:inorganic anion antiporter activity; sodium:bicarbonate symporter activity; monoatomic anion transmembrane transporter activity. The record is from RefSeq and is a predicted model, not a curated record. Gene Ontology annotation, cellular component: plasma membrane; basolateral plasma membrane. The transcript is spliced from 26 exons. NCBI's taxonomy places the organism in Eukaryota, Metazoa, Chordata, Actinopteri, Clupeiformes, Engraulidae.
UGCCGGAGGGACGGUACAGUCUUUAAAUAUGGAAAAGACAAGUUGAGCGUUGACGGCUGUACUGUGCGCUCGGAGAGUAGCACACAACUAAAGAACACAACGUGGAAGACUUUUACACUCGCUGCGAGAGAGCUGCCGCGUUAUGAAAGCCAGAGAAGUUCACUUUGGGGUAGUUAAUAGUGUAUUUGAAACAACCCUGACACCAGAUAGAUAGUUCCACAUCACGCCGUUUUGGCAGAGGCGUAUUUGGACGUUAGGUACAUUUAAGUACUCAUUCAGACGGCCUAAUUGACUCAUUACAUUGAUUGGAAGUUACCAAGAGAAUUGCUCCUUCAGCAGCGCUGCCGGGUAAACAGACCGGGCAACCUUGAAGAAUAUCUGCAGCGUGAGAAAACAGGAGCUGAGAAAAGAGGACAAAAUGAGCGGUGAAAAGAGCAAGGUGGAUGAGGAAGCGGUGGUGGAUCGCGGAGCGUCGUUUGUUAAACAUGUGUGUGAUGAGGAGGAGGUGGAAGGUCACCAUACUGUGUACGUUGGCAUUCACGUGCCCAAGAGCUAUCGCCGGCGGCGACGUCACCGGAGGCGGUCCAAUCACAAGGAGAAGCGGGAGCGAACGACAGACGGCGACAAAUCAGACGCAGAGAAUGUAGACGAGACUCCCUCCCAUGCAAAACCACUCAUCUCUCCAGCGGAGCGUAUCCGCUUCAUGCUGGGCGAGGAGGACAGUGGGCCGCCUCCCCCUCAGCUCUUCACAGAGCUGGACGAGCUGCUGGAAGUGGACGGACAGGAGAUGGAAUGGAAGGAGACGGCCAGGUGGAUAAAGUUUGAGGAGAAGGUGGAGAAGGGGGGCGAGCGGUGGAGUAAGCCCCACGUGGCCACGCUGUCGCUGCACAGCCUGUUUGAGUUGAAGACCUGCAUAGAGAAAGGCACCAUCAUGCUGGACCUGGAGGCAGGCUCCCUGCAGCAGGUGGUCGAGAUGAUCACCGACAGUCAGAUCGAGAGUGGUCAGUUGAAAGCCGACCUGAAGGAGAAGGUCGUUUUCACGUUACUACGGAAACACCGGCACCAGACCAAGAAGUCCAACCUGCGCUCACUGGCUGACAUUGGUAAAACAGUGUCCAGUGCAAGUAGGCUGUUUUCCAACCAGGAGAACGGUAGCCCCGCAACUCCACACCGCAACCUCACAUCAGGCAGUCUAAACGACCUCUCAGACAAGCCAGAGAAAGACCAGCUGCAGAAUAAGUUCAUGAAGAAGCUUCCGCGGGAUGCAGAGGCGUCCAACGUGCUGGUGGGUGAGGUGGACUUUUUAGACGCUCCCUUCGUGGCGUUUGUGCGUCUGCAGCAAGCCGUCAUGCUCGGAGCCCUGACGGAAGUCCCGGUUCCCACCCGUUUCUUAUUCAUUCUCCUCGGACCAAAGGGCAAGGCCAAAUCUUACCAUGAGAUUGGGAGAGCUAUUGCCACCCUAAUGUCUGAUGAGGUGUUCCAUGACGUGGCCUACAAGGCUAAGGACCGGCAGGACCUUCUGGCCGGCAUUGAGGAGUUCCUUGACGAGGUCAUCGUGCUGCCCCCUGGAGAGUGGGACCCCGACAUCAGGAUAGAGCCGCCCAAAUCAGUGCCCUCCGCCGACAAACGGAAAAACAUCAUUGCAGGAGGAGGAGAAGGUGUCCAGAUGAAUGGAGACACGCCGCACGAUGGAGGUGGAGGAGGAGGGGGAGGACACCAUGUGGGAGAGGAGCUGGUGCGGACGGGAAGGUUUUGCGGUGGCCUGAUCAUGGACGUGAAGAGAAAGUUGCCAUUUUUCGCCAGUGACUUCUACGACGCGCUGCACAUCCAGGCUCUCUCGGCCAUCUUGUUCAUCUACCUGGGCACGGUGACCAACGCCAUCACGUUCGGAGGGCUUCUGGGGGACGCCACGGAAAACAUGCAGGGUGUGUUGGAGAGUUUUUUGGGCACAGCGUUGUCGGGUGGCCUUUUCUGCCUGCUGGCUGGCCAGCCUCUCACCAUCCUCAGCAGUACGGGGCCCGUGCUCGUCUUUGAGAGACUGCUCUUCAACUUCAGCAAAGAGAACAGCUUUGACUAUCUGGAAUUCCGGCUGUGGAUCGGCCUGUGGUCGGCGUUCCUGACGCUGAUCCUGGUGGCCACGGACGCCAGUUUCCUGGUGCAGUACUUCACACGCUUCACGGAGGAGGGCUUCUCCGCCCUCAUCAGCUUCAUCUUCAUCUACGACGCCUUCAAGAAGAUGCUGAAGCUGGCGCACCACCACCACAUCAACGCCGACUACAACAUGGAUCUGGUCACACAGUACUACUGCCACUGCAUGCCCCCGGAACCGGAAGGGAACAGCACAGUAUUACAACCGGAUGCCUUGGAUCCCUGGUGGUCGAAUAGCACUGAUCAGCGGCAGCUGAAUGACACGUGGGUGUCCCUGAGCAGGGCGGAGUGCAAGAGCAUGGGCGGGCGGCUGGUGGGGCCGGCGUGCGGCUUCGUGCCCGACAUCACCCUCAUGUCCUUCAUCCUCUUCCUGGGCACCUACGCCUGCUCCAUGGGCCUCAAGAAGUUCAAGACCAGCCGCUUCUUCCCCACCAUGGUGAGGAAGCUGAUUAGUGAUUUUGCCAUCAUCCUGGCCAUCCUGAUCUUCUGUGGAGUGGACGCCCUGGUUGGCGUCGACACUCCCAAACUCCUCGUGCCAAGCGAAUUCAAGCCGACGAAUCCCAAUCGCGGCUGGUUUGUGCCCCCCUUCGGUGGCAACCCCUGGUGGGUGUACCUGGCCUCCAGCGUCCCCGCCCUGCUGGUCACCAUCCUCAUCUUCAUGGACCAGCAGAUCACAGCCGUCAUCGUCAACAGGAAGGAGCACAAGCUCAAGAAAGGUGCAGGGUACCACCUGGACCUGUUCUGGGUAGCGGUCCUGAUGGUGGUGUGUUCCUUCAUGGGGUUGCCAUGGUACGUGGCCGCCACCGUCAUCUCCAUCGCCCACAUCGACUCCCUCAAGAUGGAGACCGAGACCAGCGCACCGGGAGAGGCACCCAAGUUCCUGGGAGUCAGGGAGCAGAGAGUGACUGGCAUCAUUGUCUUCGUCCUGACUGGCCUGUCCGUGUUCAUGGCGCCGGUCCUGAAGUUCAUCCCAAUGCCUGUUCUCUAUGGAGUAUUUCUCUACAUGGGAGUUGCAUCCCUUAAUGGGGUUCAGUUCAUGGACCGUCUGCAGCUGCUCCUCAUGCCAGCCAAGCAUCAGCCGGACCUGAUCUACCUGCGGCACGUGCCGCUGCGCCGCAUACACCUGUUCACCUUCAUCCAGGUGCUCUGCUUGGCACUGCUCUGGGUACUCAAGUCCACCGUGGCCGCCAUCGUAUUCCCCGUCAUGAUCCUGGCUCUGGUGGCGGUGAGGAAGGCCAUGGACUACCUCUUCUCUCAGCACGACCUCAGCUACCUGGAUGACGUCAUGCCUGAGAAGGACAAGAAGAAGAAGGAGGACGAGAAGAAGAAGAAGAAAAAGAAAGGAAGCAUCGACAGCCAGUUGAAUGAAUCGGAUUGCCAUCACCUUGAGAACAUCCCGAGUGUCCCGAGUAUUAAAAUCUCCAUGGAUAUGAUGGAACAGGAGGCUAUGCUGGGAGAUGGUGCCUCAGACAGAACUAAAUCCCCCGCUUUCCUUUCUCCCUACUGAUGGAAUGUACUUUCUGGAGCCCAAGCGUAGGCUAAGUGAGUUUGGAAACUCGUUCAUCUAAUCUGUGCCUCAGAUGAGGGUAGACCUGGAGGAGGUAGAGCAGAGGAACGUUAUUUCUGGAAACUUAGAUCCUUCUGGAAUCGCCUCUCUGAAACUCGCAGGCCAUCCUCGCAGACUUCCCCUUAAGUGACCCUGCUAAGUCGCUCUUCACUACAGCAACAUGUUAACACGUACACAGUCUUAUUAUCAGUUACUUAUGAAUUACUUAAGGUGAUACACAGGGCAACUUUUUGAGCAAUGUUUCUGAGCAACUACAUCAUUGGGUCUUAAUUUUCUGAUAAAAUAAUAGAGAAAAAAUGUCUUCUGCUGAUUCAAGUUCUCUUGAAAGUGUUGUAGUGACAAACUGUCCAAAUAAAAUCUCAUAGUAUCAUUGCCUACAAGCAUUGCUCAAAAAGCCGCCUAGUUGUCAUCACCUUUAGUGCUGCUCUCUUUUGUGUAUCUCUCUGGUGGUUAGAGGAAGAUGCAAUAUAAAAGCUUUAUUUCUUUUCUAUGUACAUGUAUAUAAGGAGUAUGGUAGUUUCUGAGAGUCUUGCAUCCUAUACUAUGAAGAGCACAUGGGAAAGAAUCAAUAGUUUUUAAGGUCUUGCUUUUUCUUCUGCAAGAUAGUACAGCGUGACUUCUCUUUUUUUAUAGCAACAUUUUAGAUAUCUUGACCAAACCAAAUCAUCACAGUAAUGUGAAAGAGAACAAAUAGUGUUUAAGGUCAGUAAUGCUUAUAAAGGAUAUAAAGAAGUACAUGUCAGACAGACAGACUUUUGCACAUUUCUCCCCUUUCUCAGGUGCUGAUUACACCUAUGUGGGUAUUUUUAAAUGUGGAUAUUUUUUUAAAUCCAUUUACGUAUAAACGCGACAUAGGGAUAAAAAUAAAAGCUCCAUUGUGACAGGUGCGAUUUAGACCCCUAAAUGGGGAAUUUUAAAAACCAGAGUUUUGAAAUGAGCAUUCUAAAACUCUGUUUAUGUGUAAACGAGAGGCCAAAACAAUGCGUUUUCAAAAAUAUCCGCAUACGCGUAAACAGCUUCUCAUAGUGGUUUCAUUUUGUCAUCAUGCAGAAUAUUCAUUUAAAGGAGCCAAAGUGUUGUGUGAAAACAAACAAAUUUAAUGUUUGUAUAAAUUUGAUCUCAAGUUUUUCCUGUGUUUUGAAGACACAACCCUGGUAUUUCCUUUAGUGCAGAAGUGUACACACGUUUAUUCGGUAGCUCUACCUCUUGUGAUUUUGACUUUUAGCUGCCAGCCAUUCAAAGUCUGAAGACAAACAUUUAUUUAUGCAAACAUUUAUGUAAAUGCAAUCAUCAAUAUGGUUUGGGUUUUCUUUUUUGCUGGUUUGUUUAAAUAAUGUGGGUUCAAUACUGGACGUUUCCUAUUUUUUAAAGAUUCACUACAAGCAUGUGAUUAACUAUUUAUGACAUUAUUUGUAUAGAAAAUAAUUAUGUAAUCCUGACUUGAUGAUGAAAUAUCAAGACCUGAUUUUUUUGUCUUCUUACUUUGAAGUUGUUAAUAAUGAUCAUUUUAUUACUGUCUGUGAUUUUGUGAUAUAAAGAAUUGUAUUGUAUUGUAUUGUAUGUAUUAUUUUUUAAGAAGUGAUUUAGAUGCAGUAUUGUCUUUUUUUUCUUUUCUUUUCUCUUUUUUGUUUUGUUUUUUUACACAUGACCCCUUGACUGUAGAUUGUGAGAUUCAAAAGCGCAGGCGGUGAGGCGGUUGUUGUGAUGCUACUUGAUUCAUUUGGUGCAAGUCAGGUCAUGCCAAUGGUGGUGAACACUGAUCAGCAUACUACAUAUACGUGCAAAGCUGUGUUUCAGUCUAAUUGAAUCAGUCAGAUUCGUUACCAAAAACCUUUACUUAAAUGAAAAGUGAAUGAUGCAUAUUUAUUAUUAUAUAAGGUGAUGUGAAUGAUAUCGGACUCAGACAGUGGGCCUUGUAUUCAGCUUUGGUUUGGCCCUCAUUACUGAAGUACCGGUAAUAUAAAGACAAUCUUCGCAGUGUGAAUAUGUUUGUUUGCCAUUCGUCAGAGCUUGCGAUGGAUGUGGACAAGGUUGAUUUUGCAUUACGUUUCGGAGCACUAUUCAACAUCAUUCUGUUGGGGUUUUUUUUUGGUCACAUGUGAUCUGACUUUCCGUGUCUGCUCUGCUAGAUGCUGUAAAUUAGUUCUCAAAUUGUCUUCUGUGUUACUAUCAUAUCAUUCAUUCAUGGCGAAAAAGGUGUUGUUAUUAAAGAAUCAAGCCUCGUAAUCACUACAGCAUUGAGCAGGAGACUAAAUCAUAUUGGAUGAACUCAAACGUCGAGAUGUGACAUUUCGACCUUGUACUAUCUCAAUUUUGUAAGAGCCUUGGAGGACUAUUACACAUUGAUUCAAUGGUUUUUAUUGUCAUCCAUAUAUUAACUUGAGAUGCAUAUCAGAAAUAAAAAAUGACUGAUGAAAUGAAA